UAACGGCGAAACAUCCCCGAAUGGUAUCGAGAGGAGAAAAAUGAUUAUUUUUAUGCAUUUCAAUUCUAAGCAUACUUAAUUCUAUAUAUGAUAGUUAUUUUCAGCAAGAGAAGAGAAUAAACAAAGCGUCCAGACAAGUACGAUUUUGAAUCCCACUGGAAAAAUUCGAUAGGUUUUAUUUUAAGGAAAUUAUUUUAGUGCAGCUUCUACUUCGAACAGCAGUGAAACUCCUAUACACUUGAUAGCAGUUCUUUGUGUUAAUCCGUAGAAGCUAUCAGAAAGUUGAACUUUCUGCAUAAUCUCGAGGUUCUUUCCAAGAAUUAUGAUGACCUUCGCUGACGUACUGGCAAAGUGCUAUUCCUGCUGCUCAGCUCGAAGUAUUCACAAAAGAAAAAAGUUCCGGCUUGAACAGAAAGACCAGAAAGAGAAUGAAAACACAGAACCUACUAAAAACAAAUUCUCUGUCUUCAAAGGAUUAUUUCUUGCAUUCUUGUCUGGGGUGUUUUAUUCGUCUUCAGCAGUCAUAGUCAAGAAAAUGACUAAUCUACAUCCAGGACAACUUGCAGUAUACAGAUUCGUGGCCAUAUUUGCCUUAUCUCUUCCUCAGGCCGUCAAAUGCCGCGACAUGAUUAUCGGACCUAAAGAUAUGCGUUUCUUGUUAUUUCUGAGAGGUGUUUUUGGUGCAACCAAUUUGUUUCUAAACUUUCUAGCAUUUCGUUAUCUCCCUCUUGGGGAAGCAGCUGUUAUCAUCUUCAGCGUGCCCGUUUUCGUUACAGUUACAGCUAGGAUAUUCCUAAAAGAACCUUGUGGUAUAUUCCAAUCGGGCAUUGUUUUCUUGACUGUGAUUGGUAUAAUACUCAGCACAAAACUUCCAUCGAAACUAAUUGGAAGUUCCUUCGACUAUUCGAAGGAGUUUAUUUACGGCAUCUUAGCAGCUUUUGGCUCGCUAUUGUUUAGCACCUGUAGAUUUAUAGUCAUUCGAAAAGUGAAAAGUGUUCAUCAAGCGAUAAUCAUGUUCAACUUCAGUUGGGUGGCGAUCAUAGAAACGGUGAUACUUACAGCUCUAAUGGGGGACUUCAAGUGGCCAUUCUGUGGUCUUCAAAGUUUCCUUAUAGUUGUUCUAGGCAUAUUCAGUUACGUGGGGCAGACAUUGCUAACUAUAGCUUUGCAGUGCGAAAACGCUGGACCUGUGGCAACUAUGCGUGCAGCUUCGGACAUUGUGUUGGCAUUUAUGUGGCAAACAUUUCUGUUUUCCGAUAUUCCUGAUGCUUUCAGCAUCAGCGGUGCCAUUUUAGUUAGUUUUUCGGUCACUUUUGUUGGACUUCAGAAAUGGAUAUCUACUUUGUCACGAGAAUCUUCAACUUUUAAACGACUUAAAUGGAUAAUUUUAUGAUUGCAGUGCCAGUCGUAUACGAAUAACACAACAAUUUACUAUUUAUUUAAUAAUCCCUUCCCCUAAAUAUAUCGAAGAAAGGAAACAUAGUUGCAUUUGGGAGUCGAUUUAGCAACUUAGGCAAACACGGUAAAAUAAUUGGAAUAUAUUGAAUUCUCUUCCACGUUGAUAUCGAGUUGGCUCCAGAAAAUCUCCAAAUGGAACUGAAUGAUUAUGCAAUGGCGAUUUAAAACGAAUUUUCAUCAGAAUAAAAGAUUGUACUUACAUAGCAUAGGUUUUUUUUUUUUAAUUUUUAAUUUAAAAAAAUUGUAAUUACUAAAUUGUAUUUUACUUAAAUACUUAUAUUG
Messenger RNA from Stegodyphus dumicola, 1740 nucleotides. Its product is annotated as solute carrier family 35 member G1-like. Gene Ontology annotation, cellular component: membrane. The record is from RefSeq and is a predicted model, not a curated record. Lineage: Eukaryota; Metazoa; Arthropoda; Arachnida; Araneae; Eresidae.